Molecule: messenger RNA, 3997 nt
Organism: Lucilia sericata (common green bottle fly)
Lineage: Eukaryota; Metazoa; Arthropoda; Insecta; Diptera; Calliphoridae
Product: mucin-2
Exons: 3
Coding region: 435-3683 (1082 amino acids)
Source: RefSeq, a predicted model, not a curated record
AGCUAGCGCCACAGUUGUCGCCCAAGCUUAAAACCAAAAACUUACUCGUCACAUUUGCUAGGGGUAUAUAUAGAAAAUCUAUAAGUUUUAAAUGUUUAGUUGGUAACCCACACUCGAACUUAUAAAAAGUGCAAACCAACAGAAGAGGAAACUCAUUCGCUUCUUCUCCUACAACACAUUUAGAUUAAAAGCGUUUCUGUUUCUGCGUUUUGUUUUUUUUUCUUCUUAAAUUCUUGGGAUAUUUGCCUGCUUGUGAUUGCUGCAGCUGUUUGUGUGUUUGAAAAGAAUAUUGAAUCGUACAAAUUCAAUUGGCCAUAUUGAAUUUUGAUACGAUUUUACAAGAAAGUCAUUAAAGGAUUAAUUUAAUAAACAAAAAAACUCAAGGAUUAUUUUUGUUUAAGAAAUAUUAAUUUCGUUUAAAUUUGUGCUCAAAAAUGAGGAGCGCAUUUAUUUUGUUGACGCUGUGCGUCAUUGGUAUUUAUGCCGAAACUAAUGAUGAAUUCCUUGUGAGAAAAAUUCGUGAAUCCUUUGAAGGUUACAGCUAUCCUCCACCUGAACAGCCAUUCACUUAUCCUCCACCCGUAGUUAGUACUCGUGCUCCUGUCACUACUACUCGUAAAGUAGUUGUACCCUCAACCUACUUGCCACCCACCAACAAACCACAAACACCAGCUACAACCCGUGCUACACCUAAGCCAACAACACGUGCUCCUGUGACAACACCUAAGCCCACUACCCGCGUGCCAGCUACUUAUUUGCCACCCACAAAUAAGCCACAAACUCCAGCUACUACACGCGCUACACCAAAGCCCACUACUCGUGCUCCAGUGACCACACCUAAGCCCACUACACGUGUGCCAGCUACUUACUUGCCACCCACCAAUAAGCCCCAGACUCCUGCUACUACUCGCGCCACACCUAAGCCCACAACUCGUGCUCCAGUAACCACCCGUGCUACUCCUAAGCCUACUACUCGCGCUCCAGUUACUACACCUAAGCCUUUUGUGCCCUCAACUUACUUGCCACCCACCAAUAAACCACAAACUCCAGCCACCACACGUGCUACUCCUAAGCCCACUACUCGUGCUCCAGUGACCACACGUGCUACUCCAAAACCCACUACUCGCGCUCCUGUUACAACUCCUAAGCCUUUCGUGCCAUCAACUUACUUGCCACCCACCAACAAACCUCAAACUCCCGCUACUACUCGCGCCACACCUAAGCCUACUACUCGCGCUCCAGUGACCACCCGUGCUACUCCUAAGCCAACCACACGUGCUCCAGUUACUACACCCAAGCCCACAACCCGUGUGCCAGCUACUUAUUUGCCUCCCACCAACAAACCUCAAACUCCCGCUACUACUCGCGCCACACCUAAGCCUACAACUCGUGCUCCAGUAACCACCCGUGCUACUCCUAAGCCUACUACACGCGCUCCAGUAACUACUCCUAAGCCUUUCGUGCCUUCAACUUAUUUGCCACCCACCAACAAACCUCAAACUCCCGCUACUACUCGCGCCACACCUAAGCCUACAACUCGUGCUCCAGUAACCACCCGUGCUACUCCUAAACCCACCACACGUGCUCCAGUAACUACACCUAAGCCCACUACACGUGUACCAGCUACUUACUUGCCACCCACCAACAAGCCCCAGACUCCUGCUACUACUCGCGCUACACCAAAACCCACAACUCGUGCUCCAGUGACUACCCGUGCCACACCUAAGCCAACAACUCGUGCUCCAGUCACCACUCCCAGACCCACUCAGCGCAGUACUCCUGGACCAACCUACUUGCCUCCUGAUGCUCCUGCUACUACCCGUGUCACUCCAAAGCCCACCACACGUGCUCCCGUCACAACUCCUCGUGCUACACCUAAACCCACAACACGUGCUCCAGUGACCACACCCAAGCCUACUACCCGUGUGCCUGCUACAUACUUGCCACCCACCAACAAGCCACAAACUCCUGCCACCACCCGUGCUACACCAAAACCAACAACUCGUGCUCCAGUGACUACACCUAAGCCUACUACACGUGUGCCUGCUACAUACUUGCCACCCACCAACAAGCCACAAACCCCAGCUACUACUCGUGCUACUCCAAAGCCCACUACCCGUGCUCCCGUAACAACUCCUCGUGCUACUACUAAGCCUACCACACGUGCUCCAGUUACUACUCCUAAGCCUUUCGUGCCAUCAACUUACUUGCCUCCCACCAACAAGCCACAAACUCCUGCCACAACCCGUGCUACACCAAAACCUACCACACGUGCUCCCGUUACAACUCCUCGUGCCACUCCUAAGCCAACUACUCGUGCUCCAGUGACCACACCUAAGCCUACUACACGUGUGCCUGCUACUUACUUGCCACCCACCAACAAGCCUCAAACUCCUGCCACCACCCGUGCUACACCAAAACCCACAACUCGUGCUCCAGUGACCACACCUAAGCCUACUACACGUGUGCCUGCUACAUACUUGCCACCCACCAAUAAGCCACAAACUCCAGCUACUACUCGUGCUACUCCAAAGCCCACUACACGUGCUCCCGUAACAACUCCUCGUGCUACGCCUAAGCCUACAACACGUGCUCCAUUCACUACACCCAGACCAGUUGUAACUACUCAAAGACCAACUGUCGGACGCACACCAGGAAGUACCGCUGGUCCUACUUACUUGCCACCCACCAACAAGCCUCAAACUCCAGCUACUACUCGUGCUACACCAAAACCCACGACCCGUGCUCCAGUAACUACCCGUGCCACACCUAAACCCACUACUCGUGCUCCAGUCACCACUCCCAAGCCUACAACACGUGUGCCAGCUACUUACUUGCCACCCACCAACAAACCACAAACUCCUGCUACAACCCGUGCUACUCCUAAGCCCACUACCCGCGCUCCCGUUACCACUGCGAAGCCAACUAAACCUACAUUUGUGCCUUCAACCUACUUGCCACCCACUAACAAACCUCAAACUCCAGCUACAACCCGUGCUACACCAAAACCCACCACCCGUGCUCCCGUCACCACUCCGAAGCCAACCACUCGCGCUCCAGUCACAACUCGUGCCACUCCGAAGCCAACCACACCCAAACCAUUCGUUCCCUCGACUUACUUACCACCCACUAACAAACCUCAAACUCCAGCUACUACACGUGCUACUCCAAAGCCUACUACCCGUCCUCCAGUAACUACCCGUGCUACACCUAGAACUACCAAGCCCACUUUCGUGCCUUCAACCUACUUGCCACCCACCAACAAGCCACAAACUCCCGCUACUACCCGUGCUACUCCUAAGCCCACUACACGCGCUCCAGUGACCACACCUAAGCCCACUACACGUGUGCCUGCUACCUACUUGCCACCCACCAACAAGCCACAAACUCCAGCUACCACUCGUGCCACACCUAAGCCCACUACUCGUGCUCCAGUGACCACACCUAAGCCCACUACACGUGUGCCAGCUACCUACUUGCCACCCACCAACAAACCUCAAACUCCAGCCACAACCCGUGCCACACCCAAGCCCACUACCCGUGCUCCAGUCACCACCCGUGCCACACCUAAACCCACUACUCGUGCUCCAGUCACUACACCCCGUGUACCCCAAACCCCCGCACCUACUGAGAAAUUCGAUGGUUACAAAUAUCCCAAACCAGCAGUUCCCUUCAACUUCUAGAUCUAGUUCAGCUAUUGUGAAUACUGGUGAUAAAAUUCGUUACUAAGAAUAAAAAACCAUCACUGCCCUUUUUUUUGUGUAAUUUAGCCAAGUUUUAUUAAUUUUAAUUUUAAACAAACUCGAGUAGAGAAUGCAGGAGAAACAAAAAAAAAAAAUAAAACAAGUAAAACAUUUAAGUAAUUAGUAGUUGUCUAGGGCUAGAUGUAUCUAGUCAGUUUAUUUUUGUUUAUAUAUGAAAAGGAGAAAUUAAAGAAGAAAAAUAAAACAAGAAACUCAAAAGUCGUCUCAACGACUUAAAAGAAACGAAAUGAAUG